Messenger RNA from Vespa crabro (European hornet), 3850 nucleotides. It is a transcript of the gene aPKC, whose product is annotated as atypical protein kinase C. Gene Ontology annotation, biological process: protein phosphorylation; establishment or maintenance of cell polarity. NCBI's taxonomy places the organism in Eukaryota, Metazoa, Arthropoda, Insecta, Hymenoptera, Vespidae. The transcript has 8 exons. The record is from RefSeq and is a predicted model, not a curated record. Gene Ontology annotation, molecular function: ATP binding; protein serine/threonine kinase activity; protein binding. The coding region runs from base 1282 to 3699 and encodes 805 amino acids.
UAAUUGGUCUAUGAAUGAAUUACAUAAAUCUGAAAAUAGUUCUUCCGAGUAGAGUGUGCCGAAUUAGCAAAGAACGAAUUUCAAAAAUCAAUUUAUCUGAAUUAAUAACUAAUUCAUCACUUUAUACGAAUAAUUUAAGACACUCGAAUUGUUUUCGCAAAAUUAGAAUUGCGAUAUAUUAGCUUUGAUUCCUAUAACAUGAAUCUUUCGGUAAGAUUUAGAUGAGUGAGAAGAAGGUGUCCUAGGAGCGCAGCAUCCUGCGCAGAGAUUCUUUAGUGUCCUGUCAGCUUCUUACUCUCUCUUGCUCCACACCCGUGGUAGCGACAGGCGUGUUUCUUGAUAGUCGAGGAAAAGUAAGGAGCUAGGAAGAGGACAUAGACAAGAUUACUUUCCUUCUAGUUUUGUCUUCGUUGCUCUUUGUCCUGUUUCUUCUUGCAUCGUCAAAGUUGGCCAGUGUUAGUAGAAGAACGGCGUUAGGAAAAGUAGUAAAGGUACUGGCGAAAGGGUAGGACAUUUCGCGUUAAACCUAAAGAGGGUGUAGAUAUAGGAGGAAGAGGAAGAGGAGGAGGAGUUGGAGAAGGUGGUGGAGGUGGAGGAGAGAAACGAGGGAGCGCCCACCACCGGCGUCCUCGAGUUUGCGCGUUUCGCUUCGGUCGGUAGCGCGCGCCGAACGACGCUGCCAGUUAACGCAUCCUGCCGUGGCAGUCGAUAUCCUCGUACGGACCGAUCAGCAAGGCGACGAUCAUCGUUAGAGUUCAGACAGAGAAGAGGAGUGACGAGAAGAGUCACCGUGAGACUUUAUGUAUCGCGAGAGAUUUGUGUAAUAAGGAAAAAGAAGAGGAAGAAAAGAAGAAGGUAGAACGAACGGAAUAAUCAUUGUUUUUCCCCUGUUGACGACUUGCCCGUUUGUAAUCCCAUCGUCUACUGAUUCUGUGCGUUCGGUAGGUGUCUAAAGAAGACUGAAAGGAAGGAAGUUGAAAGAGAGAGGUCGCAAAAGAGGCGGUAAACGUGCAUCGAUCGAGGCAGCGAUUCGUCGCACGCUCAUCCGGAUUCCUGUGAAAGAGAGAGAAGGAAAGAGCGAGAGAAAGUGCGAGACGCAUCAAAAGAGAGGGGAAGACAGAGGGAGAGAGAGAGAGAGAGAGAGAGAGAGAGAGAGAGAAAGAGAGAGAGAGAAAGAGAGAGAGAGAGGGAGGGUAGAGAGGGAGUUUGGCGUUGCCAGCGGAAAGAGGCAAGGCAGGAUAGAGGAAGGUCACGCGCCGGCACGGCUGGAGUCGGUGCGAAAUGGCUUGGGGCUACUGGAGCGCGACUUCCGUCAGCGAUCGAAGUCGGUCGCCACGUCGAGAAAAGGACAAACAACAGCAGCAGCAGCAGCAACAACAGCAACAUCAAACGUUGCAUCAACAGCAGCAACAACAACAAUAUCAGGAAGUGCCACAGGGUGGCUAUGGGGUUCAGCAGUUGCAGGUCGAGUCUGCUGCCCCUAUUGGCAGCGGAGGCCUAGCACCGGAGGAACCACCCCGUGGCACGAUGAUCCAGGCUGGUUCCUUCUAUUCGUAUACCGCAGCAACAACGGCAGCCGCUGCGGCGGCCGCAGCCGCAGCCGCAGCCGCGGCUGGACGUCGAAUCGGUGCUUCAGUCGAAGGUCCUUCCUCUUCCUCCUCGAGCGGCAUACAAAUUUUACCGAGAGAACGACACAUCGUCAAACCUCCACCGGUUGGGAAUUAUCCACCUUCACCUGGUAGCGACUCCGGAGAUUACGAGCAAACACCGCUCGGUGGUGGUAUCGGUGGUUCUCGAGCAACCGAGUGCUCGCCACCGCCCCUACCUCAUGCAGCCAGUCCACUCGGCAUUGUCGCUGCUGGCCUUGGUCCUGGUGCCGACAUCCUGGCACAACCAUGCUCCUCCUCCAGGAUGAAACUACUUGCCGACGAAACGGCCGAGGAAUUCUCGGACGUCGACUCAGCCGGCCCUGAGAUUAUCUACGCGAGCAAUGGCCGUGGUAUCGGCACCACUGGCUGCCUAUUGCACGGUCCCUGCGCUGCUAAUCCACCGCCGGAACCCGCGCCUCCUAUACCCCCUCUCCUGGACGAACACACCUCGGCACCCUCGCACAUUUGGUUCAACGAAAUCACCUGGGUUUUUCCAAAUGUGCCGCCCGCCCCAGGAAUGCCUUGUCAAGGAGAAGACAGAAGCAUAUACAGACGCGGAGCACGUAGGUGGAGGAAGCUGUACCGGGUGAAUGGACAUAUAUUUCAGGCGAAACGCUUCAAUCGGCGGGCGUUCUGCGCGUUCUGCCAGGAUCGGAUCUGGGGACUGGGUCGGCAGGGAUUCAAGUGUAUCCAGUGCAAGCUCCUUGUACACAAGAAAUGUCACAAGGUGGUGCGGAAGCCCUGCUUGAGCAUGCAGCAGCAGCAACAACAGCAACAACAACAAUUGCAGAGCACGGAAUCCCAGACGAUCGACAGGAACGGCGAUCAACAACAGCCUGAUUCUCUACGUUGCAGUCCGGCAGCUCAUCUCGAAGACGAGAUCGCUGAGUCGCCGAUCGUUGAGGAGCACUCACGUAAUCGAACCGGUAGCUACGAAGGGGAAGAAUUGGCAUUGGAUACGGUUACUGGCGCUGAUAAUUCAAACGAUAUGCAGAGGCAAUACUCGUUGAACGAUUUCGAACUCAUCAGGGUGAUUGGUCGUGGUUCUUAUGCAAAAGUUCUCAUGGUCGAACUUAAACGUACCAAAAGGAUCUAUGCGAUGAAGGUAAUCAAGAAGGCAUUGGUAACAGACGAUGAGGAUAUUGACUGGGUGCAAACUGAGAAGCAUGUAUUUGAGACUGCCUCGAAUCAUCCCUUCCUCGUUGGCCUUCAUUCGUGUUUCCAAACACCCUCUCGACUUUUCUUCGUCAUUGAAUUCGUCCGAGGUGGUGAUCUUAUGUUCCACAUGCAAAGGCAGCGUCGACUUCCUGAGGAACAUGCACGCUUUUAUGCGGCUGAGAUCAGUCUUGCGUUGAACUUCUUGCACGAGAAAGGUAUAAUAUAUCGAGAUCUAAAACUGGAUAACGUAUUGCUGGAUCACGAGGGACACGUCAAGCUUACGGAUUAUGGAAUGUGCAAGGAGGGUGUCCGAGAAAGCGAUACCACUGCAACUUUCUGUGGAACACCUAACUACAUAGCCCCGGAGAUAUUGCGUGGCGAGGAUUAUAGCUUUUCAGUCGAUUGGUGGGCUCUUGGCGUUUUAUUGUACGAAAUGUUGGCGGGUCGUAGUCCCUUCGACAUCGCCGGUGCUUCGGAGAAUCCCGAUCAGAAUACCGAGGAUUAUCUCUUCCAAGUUAUAUUACAAAAGACGAUUCGUAUUCCGCGAUCGUUAUCGGUAAAGGCCGCUUCCGUUUUGAAAGGCUUCCUUUGCAAGGAUCCCGCUGAGAGACUUGGUUGUGGAAAGAGGCCUUCGGCCUUUUUCGAUAUAGUCACGCAUUCUUUCUUCAAGGCGAUCGAUUGGGAAAUGCUUGAACAGAAGCAAGUCACGCCGCCAUAUAAACCACGCUUGGAUUCUGACCGCGAUUUGGCAAACUUCCCGCCGGAGUUCACCGAUGAGCCAGUACAUCUGACGCCGGAUGAUCCGAGAGUGAUCGAUAAGAUCGAUCAGAGCGAGUUCGAGGGCUUCGAAUACGUGAAUCCAUUACUAAUGUCCCUGGAGGAUUGUGUGUGACAAGAGCCGCUCUUAGUUGUGCCACAGCACGUACAAGAUGAACAACAAAUGCAACAGUUUUACAUGGAAGAAUUGUCAAACAAACUGUCGAAGCUACGAAUCGAUCCCCUCCUUCGCAUUAGUUCCGAUAAUCAGGGAUAUCAUAACGAUG